AUUUUCCAGGAAACAUCUUUGUUGAAUCCUUCUUGCAUCCAUCUAGGAAUCCUUGAUCCUCUCUCUACCAUACCAAUGAAUUCUUCUUUUUUCCUUGGCUCUGUAGUAGCUGCUGUAGGCUUCUUUACGUUUUAUAGAAAAUGCAGAUUCCAACAAGAUAACAAAGAUACUAAAUCUUCUUCUCCUUCUUCUUCUUCUUCUUCUUCUUCUUCUCCUUCUUCUUCUUCCUCUUCUGCUUCUUCCUUAUCUCUUCCAUCUCCUUUAACUUAUGUGUCCGGAAACUGUAGACACCAUGUCUUCCCGAGCUUCCACGGACCAGAUGUACGAAAAAUCUUUCUUUGUCACAUUUUGGAAUCCUUCAGAAAUAAGGGAAUUGACCCAUUCAUUGACAAUGAUAUAAAGAGGAGUAAGUCGAUCGGUCCUGAGCUCGUAGAAGCUAUCAAAGGAUCAAAGAUCGCGAUCGUCUUGCUCUCCAAGAACUAUGCUUCUUCGUCUUGGUGUCUUGAUGAGUUGGCAGAGAUCAUGAACUGCAGGGAAGUGUUGGGUCAGAUUGUCAUGACCAUUUUCUAUGAUGUUGAUCCAACUGAAGUAAAGAAACAAAUUGGAGAUUUUGGAAAAGCCUUUAAAAAAACAUGUAAAGGUGAAACAAAAGAGCGUACUGAGAGAUGGAGAAUAGCUUUGGAGGAUGUGGCCCAAAUCGCUGGAUAUCAUUCUCGCAACUGGGUCAAUGAUGCGGCCAUGAUCGAAAAAAUAGCCACUGAUGUUUCAAACAUGUUGAUUAGCUCCACACCAUCAAGAGAUCUCGACGGUUUAGUUGGGAUGAGAGCUCAUAUAGAAGAAAUGGAACAAUUGUUAAGCCUAGAUUUGGCUGAAGUAAGGAUGAUUGGGAUUUGGGGGCCUCCUGGGAUUGGUAAGACGACCAUUGCUAGAAUUAUGUUUGACCAAGUCUCCAGCAGAUUCCAACUUAGUGCGAUCAUGAUUGAUAUCAGAGGAAGCAAUCCAAGACUUCGUUUGAAUGAGUAUAGUGCACAAUUGCAACUUCAAAACGAUAUGUUGUCCAAGAUGAUCAACCAGAAAGAAAUCACGAUUUCUCAUUUAGGAGUGGCAAAAGAACGGUUAAAAGACAAGAAAGUGUUACUCGUUCUUGAUGAUGUGGACCACUUAGAACAACUAGAUGCCUUGGCGAAAGAAACUCGAUGGUUUGGUCCGGGAAGUCGGAUUAUUAUCACAACAGAAGAUUUAAGUGUUUUGAAAGCCCAUAGGAUCAAUCAUAUUUACAAAGUGAAAUUCCCAUCAAGUGAUGAGGCUUUUCAAAUCUUUUGUAUGCAUGCCUUUGGACAAAAGCAUCCAGAGGAUGGUUUCUAUGAGCUUGCUAAGGAAGUUGCAUACCUUGCUGGUGAACUCCCUUUGGGAUUGAAGAUGCUAGGCUCCGCUCUGCGGGGAAAGCCCAAGCAGGAGUGGAGAAUGAUACUACCAAGGCUAAAGACCAGCCUUAAUGGAGAAAUAGAGAGCAUUAUAAACUUCAGCUAUGAUGCCUUAUGUGAUGAAUAUAAAGAUUUAUUUCUUUACAUAGCCUGCUUUUUCUACAGCGUAGAUCCUCAUAAACUUGAAGAGGUUCUUCCAGAGAAAUUCUUGCAUGUGACGCAAGCUGGUCUUCAUGUCUUAGCUGAAAAAUCUCUCAUAUCUGUUGACCAAUUCGGAUGUAUAUCUAUGCAUACUCUGAUUAAGCAAUUUGGAAUAGAAACUUCACGUAAUCAAUACGUUCAUAAUCGGCGUCAUAAAUGUCAACUUUUGGUUGAUAAAAGAGAUAUUUGUGACGUGCUCAGUAAUGAUACAGCAGAUAAAAGACGUUUUAUAGGGAUUAAUUUAUCUAAGAGUGAGGAAGAAUUGAAAAUAAGUGAGAAAGCACUUGAAAGAAUGUCUGAUCUCGAAAUCAUAAAAAUCAAUGGUGAGGAGGAUGAUCUUGCUCAGACUGAUGAGAGACUGAACUCACUUUUACAUCAUUCACAAAAGAUUAGAUUAUUAAAUUGGAGUUAUUACCAGAACUUAUGUUUGCCUACUACUUUUAAUCCGGAGUUUCUCGUCGAACUAGAUAUGAGUUCCAGCAAGCUUCAGAAGCUAUGGGAAGGAACUAAGCAACUUAAAAAUCUCAGGUGGAUGAAUUUGUUUUAUUCUAAAGAUCUGAAAGAGCUUCCCGAUCUUUCAACUGCCACUAAUCUCGAAGAAUUAUGUCUCGAAGGAUGCUCAAGUUUAGUGGAGAUCCCUUCCUCUAUUGAAAAACUCACCCGUCUACAAAUUUUAAAUCUUAGAGGUUGUUCAAGUUUGGUGGAGCUCCCCUCCUCUAUUGGGAAUGCCACUAAUCUCCAAAAGUUGGAUCUUGGUCAUUGUACAAGUCUGGUGAAAGUCCCUUCUUCUAUUGAGAGUUUGACCAAUCUCCGGAAAUUAGAUCUCUCUUAUUGCUCAAAUCUUGUGGGGCUUCCCUCUAUUGGAAAUGCAACUAAACUUGAGGUUUUGGAUCUCUAUGAUUGCUCAAGUCUGGUGAAGCUCCCGUCUUCUAUCAAUGCCACUAAUCUCAAGCAGCUGAAUCUAUCAAAUUGCUCUUGUGUCGUGGAGCUCCCCGCUAUCGAGAAUGCCCCUAAUCUCCAGCUACUGUUGCUCAAAAAUUGCACAAGUCUACUAGAGCUCCCUCCUUCUAUUGUAACUGCCACAAAACUUUGGAGAUUGGAUAUCAGAGAAUGCUCAAGUCUCUUGAAACUCCCAACCUCUAUGGGAGAUUUCACUAAUCUCGAAUAUUUUGAGCUAGAUAACUGCUCAAAUCUGGUGGAGCUUCCUUCAUCUAUAGGGAACCUUGAGCGAUUGUCUACGUUGUCAAUGUGUGGAUGCUCAAAGCUAGAAGCUCUUCCGACCAACAUCAACUUGAAAUCUCUCCGUUCACUUAAUCUCACAGAUUGCUCGCAGUUGAAAAGUUUUCCUGAGAUCUCCACAAACAUUGAGUAUCUCAGGCUGACAGGAACUGCAAUAAAAGAAAUUCCUAUGUCAAUCAUGUCGUGGUCUCGUCUUUCUGGCUUUCAUGUUUCAUACUUUGAAAGCCUCAAGGAUUUCCCACAUGCUCAUGACAUCAUCACGGAGCUGCAGUUAAACAAAGAUAUACAACAAGUUGCUCCAUGGGUCAAGAGAAUGUCGCGUUUAUGUGUACUUAGACUCCACGACUGCAAGAAUCUGGUAUCACUCCCCCAACUCUCAGAUUCCCUAUCUUACAUAGACGCAGACAAUUGUCAGUCCCUUGAGAGAUUGGAUUGUUCCUUUAACAAUCCAGAGAUCCGUCUGAAAUUCAGCAAUUGCUUCAAACUGAAUCAAGAAGCGGUAGAUCUCAUCAUGCACACAUCAACCCGUAAACAUGCAAUAUUACCCGGUACACAAGUUCCUGCCUGCUUCAAUCACCGAGCUACUGCUGGAGGUUCAUUGACAAUCAAGUUGAAUGAGUCGCUUCUUCAUACAUCCUUGAGAUUUAAGGCUUGUGUCAUGAUGGUUAAGGUUACAGACCUAUCUUGUGAGUCGUCGACGUUGGUCUGGAUUAACAUCGUGGACAGAAAAACUGAUCACAAGGUUCAGUGUAAACCAAGCUACCAUGGCGUAGAUAUAUUUUUAUCAGAGCAUAUCUACACAUUUGAAGUUGAAGUAGAGGAGGUGAAUUCCACCGAGCUUUUCUUUCGGUUCGACACAAGCAAUAUCGACUGGAAUAUCACAGAAUGCGGGCUACUCCAAAUCUUGGAGGUCCCUUCAUGUUGAUGGAUGGCAUUGAUGGAGGAGACUGGGAGAAAAAUACAAAAGGUGGAGACGAGGAGGAGAAGGUGAAGAAAGAAUCUUAGUCAUGAGAAGAACGUGAAAACCCAUGGAUUUGUCUAAUAAUAUUCAAUGUGUAGCUGCAUAAUCUUUAUAUAGUACAGCUGCUGAAAAAAGAAAACAGAGAGAGUCCAGCUCCUUGUUUGGAAGUUGGAAUCAGAGUAAGAAGCAUGUUUGUCCAAAUAAACACCGUAUUUUCAGAGACUUGUUUUCUCUUUAAGUUAAAAGGGUUCCUUCCUAUGUUUGUUUUAA
Messenger RNA from Camelina sativa (false flax), 4095 nucleotides. RefSeq names its product putative disease resistance protein RPP1. The record is from RefSeq and is a predicted model, not a curated record. Gene Ontology annotation, molecular function: ADP binding; ATP hydrolysis activity. Gene Ontology annotation, biological process: signal transduction; defense response. Lineage: Eukaryota; Viridiplantae; Streptophyta; Magnoliopsida; Brassicales; Brassicaceae.